This is a messenger RNA of Nycticebus coucang (slow loris), 2138 nucleotides long. RefSeq names its product interleukin 1 receptor like 1 (gene IL33R). Gene Ontology annotation, molecular function: interleukin-33 binding; interleukin-33 receptor activity; interleukin-1 receptor activity. The record is from RefSeq and is a predicted model, not a curated record. Bases 11 to 1669 code for a protein of 552 amino acids. The transcript is spliced from 10 exons. Lineage: Eukaryota; Metazoa; Chordata; Mammalia; Primates; Lorisidae. Gene Ontology annotation, biological process: signal transduction.
UAAAUACAGAAUGGAGCUUUGGAUCUUGGCAAUUCUAACAGCCCUCAUACAUUCCACAGUAGCUGCAACAGCUAAGUAUAAUAAUCUAUCUGGGGGCUUGGAAAAUGAGGCUUUGAUUGUGAGAUGUCCUAAACAAAAAGGAGCUCAUUACCCUGUGGAUUGGUAUUACUCAAAAACAAACAAAAGUAUCCCCACCCAUGAAAGAAGUCGUGUAUUUGCCUCAGGUAGAAAUCUGAAGUUUCUACCAGCCAAAGUGGAUGAUUCUGGUAUUUAUACCUGCAUCAUCAGAAGCCCCAACGUCAAUAAGACUAGAUAUGUAAAUGUUACCAUAUAUAAAAAACAACCAGAUUGCAACACUCCAGAUUAUUUGAUACAUUCCACAGUAUCUGGAUCAGAAAAAAAUUCCAAAAUAUAUUGUCCUACAAUUGACCUCUACAAUUGGACAGCACCUCUUGAGUGGUUCAAGAAUUGUCAAGCUCUUCAAGGAUCAAGAUACAAAGCACACAGGUCAUUUUUGGUUAUUGACAACGUGAUGAGUGAAGAUGCCGGUGAUUACACGUGUAAAUUUACCCACAAUGAAAAUGGUGUCAAUUACAGUGUGUCAGCAACCAGGUCAUUCACAGUUCAAGAUGAUCAAGCCUUUUCUUUGUUUCCAGUUAUUAGAGCUCCUCCAUACAAUGAAACAAAGGAAGUGGAAAUCGGAGAAACAGUUAACAUAACUUGCUCUGCUUGCUUUGGGAGAGGCGCUCAGUUCUUGGCUGUGGUCCUUUGGCAGCUUAAUGGAAGCAAAGUUAAGGACUUUGGUGAAGGAAGAAUUCAAGAGGAGGAGGGACAGAAUCAAAGUUCCAGCAGUGAGAUGACUUGUCUAAACAUGGUGCUAAGGAUAGCUGAUGUGAAGGAAGAGGACCUGUCACUGAAAUAUGACUGUCUGGCCCUGAAUUUGCAUGGCGUGAGAAGGCACACCGUAAGGCUGAGUAGGAAAAAUCCAAUUGAUAAUCCAAGCAUCUACUACAUAGUUGCAGGAUGUAGUACCUUAUUAAUGCUAAUCAAUGGCUUGGCAAUCAUCCUAAAAGUGUUCUGGAUUGAGCUUAUUCUGCUCUGGAGAGAUAUAGUUAGACCUUACAAAACUAGGAAUGACGGAAAGAUCUAUGAUGCUUAUGUUAUCUAUCCUCGGGACUACAAAGCUAGUCCAGAGGGAGCCGGUCCUGUGGAGUACUUUGUUCACCAGAUUCUGCCUGAUGUUCUUGAAAAUAAAUGCGGAUACAACCUCUGUAUUUAUGGGAGAGAUCUGCUACCUGGAGAAGAUGCAGCCACUGCAGUGGAAAGCAGCAUCCGACAGAGCCGGAGGCACAUCUUCAUCCUGACUCCUCAGGUCUUGCAGAGUAAAGAGUUCGCCUACGAGCAGGAGAUCGCCCUGCACAGCGCCCUCAUCCAGAACGACUCCAAGGCCAUUCUCCUUGAAAUGGAGGCUCUGAGCGGACCAAGUGGCCUUCAGGUUGGGGAGCUUCAGGACUCCCUCAGGCAUCUCAUGGAAGUGCAGGGCACCAUCAAGUGGAGGGAAGACCACGUUGCCAACAAGCGGUCCCUGAAUUCCAAAUUCUGGAAGCACGUGAGGUACCAAAUGCCUGUGCCAAGCAGACUUUCUAGUUUGACUUCCCAGGGGCAAUAGUGCUUGCUGGGACGAGCUCAGGUGUCUGAAUUUGUGGAUCUCUGAACUCCUCCUAGCUGGAUCCCACCCCCCUGAGCAGACACGGGCCGCUGAGGCAUGAGGACUAGGACUGCCCAGGCGUUCAGGCCUCAGUGUUCAUCUAGUAACUUUACUUCCAUUUCCAGGAUUCUGGGGGGAUGCUGAAUGCCCCCCAGUUUUUCUCAAUCUUCCCCCUACCCGGCAUCCCCACCCCAUUUCCUUCCCUUUCUCUCUUUGCUUGCCUCUCUCUAUUGCAGGACAGGGUCUUUCCCCUGUGCCCUUUUUCUUUCUUUCCAUCUUUCUUGUUCUCUUUCUCUUCAUUCCAUUUCUCAACAAUCUCCAAUCUGAACAUUCAUAAUGAGCUCAGGAAAUCGCCAAAAAACCUGAAUUCUUGUGUAAGUAUUACCACGAAUCUCUCUUAUUUCUUCCUCUGUGUAGUGAAAGUAAUGGA